AUGAUGCACGAAGAGCAAGAAGCAGAAAUAACGACUGAAUAAUUGCAAUCAUUGAAGAUGUGCAAAAUCUUCAAAGACCACCAAAAAGAUAUAAAUGCUAUCGAUUUUUCAAAAGAUGGAUAAUAUUUGGUCUCUUGUGAUGAUUAAGCUCUUAACGUGUAUGAUGUUCAUUAAGGAAAAAAAAUGAGAACACUCUAUAAUAAGGUGAAGGAAAUAGAUCUUGUGAGAUUUACACAUCAUAAUUCAUGUGUUUUAUGUGUUACAAAAAAAGAGCCUUAUGAUAUCUACUAUUGGUCACUACACGAUAAUUAAAUAUUGAAAAAGUUCACUGGACACACUAAUAUAAUACAUUGGUUAGAUUUAUCUCCUGUCUCAGAUGAUUUUUUAAGUUGUAGUAUGGAUGGAACAUUAAGAUUGUGGAAUUUAGCAUCAGAAUACUAAACAUCCGAUGGCUUAUUAGAUUUAUCUGCUAAAAAAACAUUUUGUGUAGCUGCAUUUGAUCCAUCAGGAUAAGUAUUUGCAGUAGUGUUUUUGGAAUAAUAUUAUUGUAUAUCAAAUAAUUGGUUAUACUUAUAUGAUUUUAAAAAAUAUCAUUCUGGAUCAUUUUAAUCCAAAAAGAUUAAUUGUAGUUAAGUAAAGUGUAUUAAGUUUAGUAAUAACAACAAAUAUAUUUUAUGUUCUACUGGAGAUGGCACAAUACUUAUUUUAGAUGCUUAUACAUUAGAUACAAUUUGUGAAUUAAGUGAUUUUAACAACCAGGGAUCCAUGAUAGAGGCUGGUUUUACUCCUGAUUGCAAUUACGUAAUAAGUGGAAGUGAAACAGGAACUAUUCAUAUUUGGAGUCUUCCAAAUGGAAAUUAAAUAGCAAAAUUAGAUGGACAUCAAAAAAGAUGUAAAGUUGUUAAAUUCUGUCCUACUCACUUUUUGAUGGCUAGUGGCUGUAGAAAUUUAGUACUUUGGAUUCCUGAUUAAUUUUCUGUUGAUAGCAUGAAUAACAACAAUAGUAGAAGAAGUUUAAUGAGCAUCUGA
This is a messenger RNA of Paramecium tetraurelia, 1029 nucleotides long. RefSeq lists its product as uncharacterized. The transcript is spliced from 5 exons. The record is from RefSeq and is a predicted model, not a curated record. Gene Ontology annotation, cellular component: Set1C/COMPASS complex. Lineage: Eukaryota; Ciliophora; Oligohymenophorea; Peniculida; Parameciidae. Gene Ontology annotation, molecular function: protein binding; chromatin binding.